GAAUCUUGUUUUAUCCCAAAAGCGGAAAAUAUUCAAAUAUGUCUCGUUUACAAGCAUGCAGAGUAUGCUUGACACAUCAUAGCCGUAUGUAUUCAAUAUUGAAUGGGCCACUUCAAGAGAUUUAUGAAAAUAUCACUGAUGUUCCGCUUGUAAUGGGUGACAUAUGGCCGACUUGCGUAUGUUACAUUUGCUACCAUAUGAUAAGAAAAUUCCACAAGUUUAUAGAUAAAUCAUUAAAGGCAAACGAGCUCCUGUUGCAACUCAUCAGUUCUGAGUCUGUGGCCACUGUAUACACUCUGAAUAUGAUUGUGAAGCAACAACCUGAUAUCCCUUGGGAGUUUUCCGCAUCGCCAACGGAGAGUAUUAUGCUUUUAGACCCAGAAGAGGUUAAGCUGGAGUCUACUUUCAAUAUUGAGAAAGUAAAGUCUGAAUCGGAAUUCGAGGAAUUGCAAGAUGAAAAUGAAACAGCAAAUAAACGGCCGAUGAUGAUUAACCUGAUCAAUGAACAGUACAAGGAAAUGCAAAUUGAUUCUCCAACAGCGUCAACAACAACCGAAGAAACCACAGAAACAGGAAACGAUGCCCAAAAUAUUGAUGUCAAGAUAAUUACACAAUACAAAAAUAACGACAGUCUCCGUAAACCAACAAUUUUUACAAAAAGUAGUGACGAUAAUAAUGCAGUAAAGAACAAACACAACAAAGUCAAAAAUCAUAAAGAAAAAUUGACAUGCGAUACCUGCAAAAACGUAUUUUUUUGUAAAAGAAAUUUAGAAAGUCAUAUAACUAAAUUUCAUUCUGAAAUAUCCGUCAUAGCUAACCAAAAUUGUACCAACACUAAAGAAAACUGUAAUGAAAAUGAUAAUAAAACCAAAUUGGAGAGCAUUAUUGGUUCUGUAACGCGGAGCAACCGUGGAAAUUCGAUAAAUAAACGCGAUAUUAACACCGAUAUAAAAGAAAAACCAUGUAAUUCUAGUUUCUGCGAUAAAAGAUUUACUACAAGUUUUAAUUUAUCCACACAUAAAAGAAUUUACAUGGGAAAGAAACCUUAUAAAUGUAACGUCUGUGCUAAAAGAUUUACUAAAAAUAGUCAUUUAGCCACACAUCAAAGAAUUCACACGGGAGAGAAACCUUAUAAAUGUAAUAUCUGCGAUAAAAGAUUUACUCAAACUGUAAGUUAGUCACACAUCAAAGAACUCACACGGGAGAGAAACCUUAUAAAUGUAACGUCUGUGAUAAAAGAUUUACUAAAAGUGGUGAUUUAUCCACACAUCAAAGAAUUCAUACGGGAGAGAAACCUUAUAAAUGUAACAUCUGUGAUAAAAGAUUUACUCUAAGUUGUACUUUAGCCACACAUCAAAGAACUCACACAGGAGAGAAACCUUAUAAAUGUAACAUCUGCGAUAAAAGAUUUACUCAGUCUAGGAAUUUAUCCAGACAUCAAAGAAUUCACACAGGUGAGAAACCUUAUAAAUGUAACAUAUGUGAUAAAAGAUUUACUAAAAGUAAUGAUUUGUCCAAACAUCAAAGAAUUCAUACGGGAGAGAAACCUUAUAAAUGCAAAGUCUGCGAUAAAAGAUUUACUGAAAGUGGUACUUUAUCCACACAUCAAAGAAUUCAUACGGGGGAGAAACCUUAUAAAUGUAACAUCUGUGAUAAAAGAUUUACUCUAAGUUGUACUUUAGCCACACAUCAAAGAACUCACACGGGAGAGAAACCUUAUAAAUGUAACAUCUGCGAUAAAAGAUUUACUCAGAGUGGUUGUUUAUCCAGUCAUCAAAGAAUUCCUACAGGGGUGAGAAACCUUAUAAAUGUAACGUCUGCGAUAAAAGAUUUACUGAAAAUAGUAAUUUAGCCACACAUCAAAGAACUCACACAGGAGAGAAACCUUAUAAAUGUAACGUCUGCGAUAAAAGAUUUACUCUAAACCGUAAUUUAGCCACACAUCAAAGAACUCACACAGGAGAGAAACCUUAUAAAUGUAACGUCUGCGAUAAAAGAUUUACUCUAAACAGUUAUUUAGCCACACAUCAAAGAACUCACACAGGAGAGAAACCUUAUAAAUGUAACAUCUGUAAUAAAAGAUUUACUGCAAGUGGCGAUUUGUCCAAACAUCAAAGAAUACACACAGGAGAGAAACCUUAUAAAUGUAACGUCUGCGAUAAAAGAUUUACUCUAAAUAGUAAAUUAUCCUCACAUCAAAGAAUUCAUACAGGAGAGAAAUCUUAUAAAUGUAACGUCUGUGA
Chilo suppressalis (striped riceborer) is the source of this 2243-nucleotide messenger RNA. NCBI's taxonomy places the organism in Eukaryota, Metazoa, Arthropoda, Insecta, Lepidoptera, Crambidae. The record is from the annotation of a GenBank genome assembly.